Molecule: messenger RNA, 867 nt
Organism: Aegilops tauschii subsp. strangulata
Lineage: Eukaryota; Viridiplantae; Streptophyta; Magnoliopsida; Poales; Poaceae
Product: dirigent protein 22
Source: RefSeq, a predicted model, not a curated record
AGUCACAGACACUCACUGAAGCACCUAGCUCAAGAAAUGGCCAAGGGAGCGGUGAUGCUUCUUGUGCUAUUCACGGUGCUGUCGGCGGUGAGCGAAGCCCAGCUGCAGCACCGGGCCGGUCACAGGACCUUGUCCCACGGGCAUCGCCGGUCCGCCGACCCAGCGGCGCCGACACAUCUCCACUUCUUCUUCCACGACACCGUGAGCGGCGCGUCUCCGUCGGCGGUGCGGGUGGUGGGUCCGGCCGACCCGUCAUCGCGGACCUUCUUCGGGAUGGUGAACGUGAUGGACGACCCGCUGACCGAGGGCCCGGAGCCCGACUCGGCGGCCGUCGGCCGCGCCCAGGGCCUGUACAUGGGGGCGGACCAGGCGGAGCUGGGCUUCCUGCAGACCAUGAACCUCGUGCUCACCUCCGGCCCCUACAACGGCAGCACGCUCGCCGUGCUCGGACGCAACUGCCCGCUCACCGACGUCCGCGAGAUGCCCGUCGUCGGCGGCACCGGCGCCUUCCGCUUCGCCCGCGGGUACGCGCAGGCCCGGACCCACUGGCUCGACUUCAAGACUGGCGACGCCACCGUCGAAUACGACGUCUACGUCAUGCACUAGCAUGAAAAUGCUUCAAAGGCUUUUAUUUUCCUCGUUUGUUUACUUCCGGUUAUGCUUUGCUUUGAGAUUUGGGCGUUUUCUUUGUCCUAAAUAUCGGUGCCUUUUUUUUUUGGGUUAACUGCCUGUCAAGUUGCAAGAAUAAGUGGCCCUAUGUGAAACAGUGAAAGGCGUAUACUUUUUUUAUUAUUGAAACUUUUCUAUCGUACUUUUUUUUUGCUCGAGAGAUGCAAAAGCCUUGCAUUUUGAAAUUUGAUGCAUUGA